GUUUCCAUUCGAUCAAAUAAGUCCGAGAAGUUCGAAUGCCUUCGUACAACACAAAUAGAAGUCACCGAUGAACUCGUCAUCGUACCGAAGAAACAGUUCAUUUGUGCAACCUUGAGGCUAUCGAGGGACGAUGCCAUCUUUAUUGGAUCUCUAUCGGUGCCUUAGGGGUCCGAAAUUAUUUCGGAGGCACAAAAAUGAAAACAGACAGGCCCAAAUCUACAACCCAAACAUAAUGGAAUCUACGGGUAACAAGUUCAUCAGUGUGAUGAGGUUCUGUUUCUCAUUCUCCUACUGGACGUCCCCUGUCGUGCUGUCCCUUAUGUACAGAAGAGGUUACUUCUGUGUGGACGGUUUAGUCAGUCUGGGAAAGUUUGGCUGCUCUAUCAGUGUCAUCUACUUGUUAGCCUGGUUGUUGAGAGGAUUAGGCCGAUCAUGCAAUACGGAUUAUAUCACCUUUAUACAAAUCCUUACUAUGGCUUCUACAAUACAAAACCAGGCUGAGAGAAAUAAAAAACUAUCAGAAUUUGAUUUUGAAUUUUGGGCGUGGCCAACAGAUUUCUCUUUUACCAAUGCUGGAAGAUCAAGAGAGCAAGGUAGUCCACACCAAGCAGCUGGAUCAAUCUCAGACUACCCACUGUCAGUUCUCAGUUACAUGUGUGCAAACACCUUCGGUCGCCGUAUGAUGUACCCUGGCUCAACGGCACUCAUCAACACCCUCCUAGAAAACAUGCUGAUCCAGGAGAGGGGAAGGCUGGUGGAUGAUUGCCAGGGGAGGAGAUGUAAGGUGCAGACGGAGGACAAAAACGAGAUAGACACCAUGUUUAUAGACCGCCGAGGAACACCGGGACAGGCGGGAAGAACGCUGGUGAUAACGUGUGAAGGGAAUUCCGGUUUCUAUGAGAUUGGCUGUACAAAGACACCACUUGAUGCUGGGUACUCCGUUCUCGGCUGGAACCAUCCAGGAUUUGCCGGGAGUUCUGGCUCCCCCACACCUGAGCAGGACCAGAAUGCUAUCGAUGCUGUGAUGCAGUACGCCAUUCAGAAGCUGAACUUCACCCCGGACAACAUCUCGUUGUUUGCGUGGUCAAUAGGCGGCUACCCUGCCUCCUGGGCCGCAAAGAACUAUCCUGACAUCAAAUCGGUGACACUUGAUGCCACAUUUGAUCACGUAGAGCCUUUAGCUGUUGCCAGGAUGCCUCAGUUUGCCAAAGGGCUUGUCUCCCGCACCAUAAAAACCUACCUGAAUCUGAACAAUUUGGAACAGAUUUGUCAGUAUCCAGGCCCUGUUCUGUUCAUCAGAAGAACUCAGGAUGAAAUGAUUACUACCCGUUCACUAAAAAUAGGGGAGACCGCAAUGAUGUCCUUGCCCAGCAACAGAGGGAAUGACUUGUUAGUAGGAUUUCUAAAGCAUAGGUACCCAAAUAUUGUAGACGAUACAACUAUGUCUGUCCUUACAAGAUGGUUAGCUGAGAAAACAGAAAGACAAUAUAUGUUGUGUGUUGACCAUGGUGUGGAUGAAAAUGAAUGUAUGCGGGAACUCGGGCACACAAACGAUACAUUCCCGUCAGAUAUUGGAGCAGGGUUUUCUGAUGACUUAAAAAAGAAAAUGACAUUAUAUCUAGCAACCAAGCACCUGAAGAACUUUGAUACAACCCACUGUACACCGUUACCCCAUGACAGGUUUGAAGAGCCCUGGCGAGCAAGACCACACAAUAUGUAAACCAGGUGACACACCCAACUCCAGGGGUGGGGUUCAUCGUUAUGUCGAGGAGUGAAGCUGAUAGAAGAAUGUGUUUAAUUGCAUGUUAUAUCAGCACCUAAAAUGUCCAUGAACUUUUAAAUGAUUUUUUUUUUCUCACAUUUUAUCGUGUCUAGGAAAUUUAGGGAGAACACAUGUAAUGUUUUGUCUCAAUCUAUCAUUACUGCUUUGAUUUUUCUGAAGGAUAAUAUGAAACUGUUGCAAGCAACUGCUGAACCUGAACAAAUUUCUGCUGUCAUUUUAAUGUCUUUACCUAUUUAUUACUGUGUACAAGCAAUUAUUAAGAUUUUAUAAAUACCUAAUAAUGCUUUUCUGGUGGUACAUGAACAAGUAUCUGAUUACACUGAAUUGGUUUAUAUCAUCUAGUACACAGUUUGUACCUCUACUGGUACACAGAUUGUACCUCUACUAGUAAACAGCUUGUACCUCUAUUGGUACACAGUUUGUACCUCUACUGGUACACAGCUUGUACCUCUACUAGUAAACAGCUUGUACCUCUACUGGUAAACAGCUUGUACCUCUACUGGUACACAGCUUGUAUCUCUAUUGGUACACAGCUUAUUUCUCUACUGGUACACAUCUUUUACCUCUCCUGGUACACAGCUUAUAUCUCUACUGGUACACAUCUUUUACCUCUCCUGGUACACAGCUUGUAUCUCUACUGGUACACAGCUUGUACCUCUACUGGUACACAGCUUGUACCUCUACUGGUACACAGCUUGUAUCUCUACUGAUAUACACAGCUUGUAUCUCUACUGAUAUACACAGCUUGUAUCUCUAUUGGUACACAGCUUAUAUCUCGACUGAUAUACACAGCUUGUAUCUCUACCAAUAUACACCUUGUAUAUCUACUAGUACACAGCUUGUAUGUCUACUGGUACACAACUUGUACCUUUAUUCGUGCACAGCUUGUGCUUCACUUUUAAACAGUUUUAUCUCUACUAGUACAUAACUUGUAUCUGUACUGGUCUAAAGUUUGUAUUGGUACACACCUAUUUGACAGAGUAUGAUUUUGAAAGAGUAGACUGUGGUCUAUUCCACUGACUUGUGAGAAUGUAUACUAUAAAUAUCACAGAUCGAUUAUGUGUGUAUAUGUUGUUCAUUGAAUGAAAGAACUAGUCCUGUACUGGUGAUGUCAAUUAAUGCCCCCAGGGUAAUUAUGCUUUGUUGUGGAGUUCAUAGGUCAUAGUGUGAACUUCCUUAUAGUAAAACCAUUAACAUCAUUAAUUAUAUAAGUGGUUAUGUGAUGAAACAAAUUAAAAUACUUGUCCUAAAUUAUUAAUGUUGUAUACUGUUGUUAUAUGGUUGGAUACAUGAACAAUGAAAUUUCUAUGCCUGCAAAAUAUGAAACCAAAAAAGGCACAAAUCAGAGAGUGAAAUUACUUACAGUGAAACCUGUAGACAUGUUUUGUAUUUAUUACUGUGCUUUAUCCAUCAUUCCAACCUCACCUGGGACUCGCACUGUGUCCACUUCUUGACUAUUGAUUGACCAUUGUUAUAAAAUAACUUAAUUUUCAUUGACUAUAUUACUCAGAAACCAAUGCCUUUUAGAUUUUAUAAAAUUCGCUUUGUGUCCACUGCAAUCCCACCCCAUGAACGGAGUACACAUUUUCUUAUUGUUCAAAUCAUUUUGAUGGUAGCUUGUUCACUUUUGAUAUAAUAGUAAGAAUGUUUUGUCUCGCAUACAUAAUUGUUGGUAUAUUCACUUUCCCUGAAUCAACAAUUUGUACAGAAGAGUUGGACUAAGGAGCAGAGAGACUUAAGUAUUGAUAUUACUGUAGAAAUUUCUGUCAGUAGCUUUUAAACUUUUAUUUUACAACAAUUAUGAAACGGGUUACAAAGUUAUAGUAAUCAGCCUUGUUGGCCCGGAUAGAGGUGCGCAGGGAGUGUUGAUAUGGGAGAAGGACAGGGUACUCCGAGAAAACCCAGAUGGUCUAGAGUGGCAGAUAACUUAAUGGGUUUUUUCCCACAUGCAAUUGGGGAAUCGAACCCGGGCCGUUUUAUGUGAAAGGCAAGUGUGCUAAUCAUUGAAUCACCUGACCACCCAAGUCUGUAAUUCCACUUCAUUGUGAUGGCUGAUUUACAUGGUUUGAGGUAUUUGUGGACGACUUAGAUGCCUUGUACUCUGCUGUUGUCGUGUAAAUACAGAUAUAAGUAACGGUUUAUGUUGCCACUUUGUAUCACUUAGUCAUUAAACUUUGUCUACUUGAGAUUUUUAUAUACCUUUAUGGAAAAUCAGGAUCAUAAAAUGACUAAUAAACAAAUUUAACUGGAA
This is a messenger RNA of Mizuhopecten yessoensis (Yesso scallop), 4034 nucleotides long. RefSeq names its product protein ABHD16A-like. The coding region runs from base 131 to 1720 and encodes 529 amino acids. Lineage: Eukaryota; Metazoa; Mollusca; Bivalvia; Pectinida; Pectinidae. Gene Ontology annotation, molecular function: monoacylglycerol lipase activity; glycerophospholipase activity. The record is from RefSeq and is a predicted model, not a curated record. Gene Ontology annotation, cellular component: endomembrane system. Gene Ontology annotation, biological process: phosphatidylserine catabolic process; monoacylglycerol catabolic process. The transcript is spliced from 20 exons.